This is a messenger RNA of Paramisgurnus dabryanus, 8852 nucleotides long. Its product is annotated as snRNA-activating protein complex subunit 4-like. Gene Ontology annotation, molecular function: RNA polymerase II cis-regulatory region sequence-specific DNA binding; RNA polymerase III type 3 promoter sequence-specific DNA binding. Gene Ontology annotation, cellular component: snRNA-activating protein complex. The record is from RefSeq and is a predicted model, not a curated record. Gene Ontology annotation, biological process: snRNA transcription by RNA polymerase III; snRNA transcription by RNA polymerase II. NCBI's taxonomy places the organism in Eukaryota, Metazoa, Chordata, Actinopteri, Cypriniformes, Cobitidae.
ACGCACUAUUAACGCGCGAUUGACAGGACGCAAACAUAACGUUAAUGCUGAGUUUUAUGAAGUGCCAGAUUUUUCUUAACAGUUAAAAAGAAUGUUAUUACUCGCUGCUGCUAUGUUGAAAUGGUCGCUAUAGUUUUUAGCUUUCACGUUGUCUAUCAUGGCAUCAAAUGACUUGCUGGUAGAGAGAGACAAAAUCCAAAGGGAGAUUUUUGCUCUUGAGAAUUCUCUGCGGUCAGACGGAGGAAACAUCACAGACCUGCUGUCACUCGAUUCUAGUAGCGAUGAUGAAUCUGUUGACAGUGGACCUGCAGUUGAUGAAGCGGUGCACGAUGAUCUAGAGACAGAGCGCCAACGGAUUCAGAGAGAGAUCGAGGAAUUAGAGAAUACACUUGGUGUUAAUGCAGAACUGUUUGAUAUUGAGGCAGGAGAGAGUGAACACGACAGUGAUUUUAGCAAUGAGGACAGAGUUGAAUUGAAUCUUCCUCAAAAUAUAGACACUUGCCUACAAAUGAAUUUGGUCUAUCAGGAGGUGCUUAAAGAAAAACUAUCUGAGCUGGAGAAGCUUCUGAGAGACAACCAGCAGCAGCAGAAAGAGAUUGAAUGUCAGUUGUCUGGUCCAACCAGCUGUAGCUCUUCUUCGCCUGGAGGAAUCCCUAUUCAGAAACUAUUUCUUGGAUAUUUCAUGAAGCCUUAUUUCAAAGACAAACUCACUGGUUUGGGACCUCCAUCAAAUGAUGAAACCAAAGAGAGGUUGAGUCAUGGCACCAGACCCAUUUGUGAGGUGAAAAUAAGGAGAUGGGAGGUUUGGCAGAAGGCUUUGCUGACCAAUGCUGUGGCCACAGACACUAUGAAACAAAUGCUAAAGCCCAAACUUUCCAAGCUGGACUACCUGAGUGGCAAAAUGUCUAAAGCUAAUGAUGAGGAAAAAGAGGAGAUGAAAAAACAAAUAGAUUUAAUACAACAAGAUAUUGCAGAGAUUAGUGCAAUGAGAGAAGAACAGCUGCUGGGUGAUCGCAAUGACGACCACGACUGGGAGAAAAUAUCCAACGUUGAUUUUGAAGGUUUGCGCCAUGCUGAGGAUUUGAAAAGAUUCUGGCAAAACUACUUGCACCCCUCCAUUAACAAGACCGUAUGGAAACAAGAGGAAAUUGAUCAGCUGAGAGAAGUUGUACAAGAAUACAACUGUUGUCAUUGGGAUGAAAUUGCAGAGGCUCUUGGGACCAAGAGAACAGCUUUCAUGUGUUUCCAGACUUAUCAACGCUACAUUUCAAAGACUUUCAGAAGGAGAGAGUGGACUACAGAGGAAGACGAGAUCCUGAGAGAACUUGUGAACAAAAUGAGAGUCGGCAACUUCAUUCCUUACAUGCAGAUGUCGUACUUCAUGAUGGGUCGUGAUGCAUCACAACUAUCAUACCGCUGGACCUCUACUCUCGAUCCAUCUAUAAAGAAAGGCCCUUGGUCAAAGGAAGAAGACCAGUUGUUGAGGAAUGCUGUCGCUAAGUACGGCGCCAAAGAAUGGGGGAAAAUCAGAGCGGAAGUGCCAGGCAGGACAGACGGCGCUUGUCGUGACAGGUAUCUUGAUUGUCUUCAGGCGAAUGUCAAAAAGGGUGCUUGGAGCAGAGAGGAGGUGGAGCUACUAAAAGAAAAAGUUGAGAAAUAUGGCGUUGGCAAGUGGACAAAAAUUGCUUCAGAGAUCCCAAACCGUGUUGAUGCCCAGUGCCUGAACAAGUGGAAGCAACUAACCCAACCUAAUCUAGGCAAUAGCAGAAAAAGGAAACGAGUUCGAAAAGUGAAGUUAGUAGUUAAACCAGAAACAAAGAGACGAAAGGUGACACAGAAAAAAAGUAAAGAUCUUGAAAUCACUUCAAGCUCCGAGGAUGAAAAGAAGGUGAAAGUUGAAUAUAUGGAUAGUGAUGCUGAAGCAGAAGUCCCUUCAGAUGAGGAUCUACCAGAGGAAACACAAGUCAAGGACUACAUACAGCCAGACAUAAAGGAUUGGAUUCCUUUAAAUACAAAUCCAUCGGUUUGUCCUGUAGGAACUGUUAGGACUAUAUGGGUGAGUCUGUCCACCAAUGUGGAUGAUAUAAAGGAACCUAAUAAACCAACUACCAGUGGCCGCAAUCGAUCACAGAACAGCAUCUGUCCUCCAGUCAAGCCCAGUCCGGUCCGCAACACCAGUUUAGACCAUUUUGGAAACGUGGAGAGAACUUACGUGGGGAUUGAUACUAACGUCUUGCUAAACCCGGCUGACAAUGAGAAAACCUUGAUUAAGGUGCCUGUGAAUGAUGUUAAACACUUAAUGCAGUGGAAGGCAACACCUGUAAAUAAGAAGGACAAAAGGAAAUUUCCAGAAGAUAAGAAGAAAAGAAGACGAGCCCAGAACUGUUCCAGCAUUAACUGUGAGCUGCUUAAAGCGAUCACCCCAUGGAUUGGUAAUGUGAUACUGCCUGUGGAAGCAAAUAAAAAGAAGCUUUGUGAAGCUGAUAUCAUUGGAACAAAAGCAGCCGAGAUCCUUCUCCAGAAGACACCAGUGUUUUCAUUUUUCAUCAAAGUUCUCCACAUUGAUGCAGAGGGUUGCAAGAAUGUCAUUAAAGUUCGACAAAAGAGAAGACUGCGGAUGCCAGGGUCUGAAUCCAAACCCAAAACAGUUCUUCCUAACACAGUGUUAGCGACACUUCAGGAGCGAAAAUGUAUGAAAAAUGGGAGCAAGGAACAUGCAGGACUUCUUCAACAUCCACCGUCUUUGCCUUCUGUUCGCCCUCAGGAGAUGACAACACCUGCUUCGAUUUAUCCCAGCUCGAUUGUCAUCGCGCAGCCAAACAUGCAGGGGACCGAGCAGCCUUUACUGCUUAAUGGACAAAAAAUAUCUGUAUUACCAAAGUCGCCACCGCAAGCUAUUCUUCUGCCAUUAAUACAGUUGGCAGCACCAGUGCAACCUGUCGCAACCACAACCUCCAGAUCGCCGAAACGAGUGAUCCAACGUCAAUGUAAACCCACAAAAAAAGCACAAGCCUUAAUGGAAGAAGCUAAAGCUAAAAGUUGUAAAAAGGAGGCACUGCAACAAGUCUGGUCCAAUAAGAGUACUGGGCUUUCUACUGUUAAAUUCCAGACACAGCCGGUUAAUUGGAUUUUCACUCCUGGAACGUCGAUACAGGUGACUGAAAUGCUUUCUGCUAACUUACCAGGCAACCAGAUGUUGAUCGUGCCAAAAAACUCCCCCAUAAAUGCCAGCACUCUUCCAGGCACAUUAACCAAUCUAUGUCUAAACCCAUUACCUAACCCCUGUAUCAAUUCCCCUUUCCUAAAGCCUUCUUCCUCCAUAAACAUUACCUCUGCAGGCAUCCAGACACCUCUUACUAAUACCUCAGUGGAAAACAAAACUAUGCAUAGCAGUGCCCUUCAGAUGUCACCCCAAGCUUCUGUCUCUGUGCACCACAAAGAUUUGAUUGUACAUAAUGAAGUCCUUGGGCCAACGGUCUCUUCAAAUGACUCUGGUGUAGAUCUGCCGCCUUCAUCCUCUUCUAAAGGAACCGUUUUAGGACACCAUCUAUCAUCAACCUUACCCAGCUACUCUUCUGCUGCCACAAAUGUUUUUAGUCUUGUGCCUUCGCCAUCUGACUUGAAUGUACCAAGUUUGGUUAGUGCACCAGUUGUGUCAAAGCCUCAAGUUCUUUCUGAAAGUAUCUGUGCUCCUACAACUGUUCAACAGUCAGCUGUCAUUCAACAGCAGUCUACUUCUCUUCACCAUGUAUCUCAAUCAACAGUGCCUCAAGUUGGAAAACCAAGUGAACCAUCAAUCUCUAAUCCUGAUCUUCCCUCUGAUACUUUGAGCUUGGAUACAAACUUAUUAUUUUUUGAUCCUCAAUCUGAAGUAAAUGACUGGAUGAAUGGAAACGGUGGAAUUUCACUGCCACAUCUAGAGAUCACUUUGCCUUACCUCCCACCAUCUGCUGCCAGUGUCAAAAAACUGACUUCAUUGCUCAAGGCUAAACAAUCUCUGCUUACAGCUGCAGCACAUAUCUUACCGCACGACUACCAGAAUGGCAAAGGAGAGAAAGAACAAGAAGAGGCCAUUCGCAAACUGAUUUCAGAAAGGUUUGCCACAAAUCCAGCAUACCUGUGGUUAAAAGCUCGAUUCUUGUCAUGCUUUACUUUACCUGCCCUUUUAGCCACCAUAAACCCAUACAAGGAUUGGGAAUUGCCCGAUUCACUUCUACGUAACGAUGAUCGAGUUGUGGACAAGCAUGUGGGAGAAAAUAAUGAGGCACCAGCUGCAUGUUCAUACCCCUUUUGGCUUUCUUUUUCUUGGGAUCCAAAGCAGGGAAUUUUCAAAAACUGUUGUUUUGGGACAGAUGUGGCUAUUGUGCGUCAGGAUCCUGUCAUUUCACUUGAUGUAAUAACAUGACUGGGAUAAGGAAGAUAAGUAAAGUUACCAGGAUUAAGUUCAGUCCAGAUGCGUAACAACGACAACAGGCGUGCUUCCUCAACCUCCUCAAAUAUAUAAUACAACAGUAAUUAAAAAAACUUAGAUCUCCACACAUGGACAUUCAAUUCGUAACACAUCUCCACUCCUUAUCAUCAUGAAACAAAGUUUUAUUAUCGUAUAUAUUUCACUUUGCAUUCACAGUAUACUCUAAAACACAAUAAAAACAUGCAAUAGUUUUAAAACAAUCUUUUAUUGGAGUGCCUUUUUAUAGUGUACAAAUGUUUUUUUACCAACAGCCAUUCAUUUUACCUAUAGUCAUGAUGUAGUGUUUAAGAUUUUUACUUCUACAUUGCUUACAAUUGGAGUGAAUUGUGACCGUUUCUUUGUUAUUAAAUGGUUUAAUUCCAUUACAACUUACUCAGCUUAACUCAUGUGCCGCCAGCCUUUUUCACAAAACCCAUUCCGGGAAAAAAAUUCUUCUAAAAAUAUAUAAACAUACAAAUAUAUCAAAUGAAAAGAACAGACUUUCUGCUUUCAAUCAAACAAACAAAACAGGAAAAGCGUUUCAUUCUAUCUUUAUUUUUUUCUCUUCUUUUACAUAUGGAUAUUUUUUUUAAAAGCUAAAAUAUUUGCAUUUUUGUGAAGGAAUUUUGUUAGAUAUCAGAUUCAGAGCGAUUAUCAGAACAUACACAGAGUUUAAAAUUAGUAAAUAAAGUUUUGACUUCAGUUUUUUAUAAAUGGGUAAGUGUGCCGUCUAGUGGAUAAUCAAAGAAUUACAGAUAACCAUAAGAACUCAUCAGGAACGCGUUUUUUAUGCAAAUGUUUUCUUUUAAUUGACGAGAUAACUCAUCAAUGGCGGGGAUAACCAUGGAAUACCUAAGUUUUUUUUAGGUCAAGUAGUAAUAAUAAACACAUUAAUUCAGCUCCUGCGCAUGUGCACAGUUUAGCAAACGACUCCAUAUACAGACCCUUCCCCGGAGAGUUUUUAUCCAUUGAUGAUUGAUUCUUUUAACUGUGCUCAAUCUUGUUUUCCAAUAUCUUUGAUUACGGUAAAUAAUAACUAAAUUAUAAGGCAAUUUGCAUUUUUUUGUAAACUAUUACUUUAAAACUUUAAAAGUACACUUAAAACUUACAUUUAAAUAAAUCCAUGCAUCAUAUUAUGUAAAUUUAUACAACAGGUCUGUUGAAUGCUUUAUUCUGAUGACAAUACCACCUUUGGUGUGCAUUAUUUUCGAAUUAAUUCAUUGGACUGUCGUCAUUUUUUUCUUACUUACACUUAAGAAACUUUAAUUCCAAGACUUACACAAAAUAAUACAUUUCAAUUUUUAAACAAAAAAUACAAUGUUUUGGCUCAGAAGAAAAAAAAGAGGAAGUGUGAGUAAAUAAUGGUGUAUUUUCAAUGUUUUGGUUAAUCAACUUUUAACAUUAAAGAAACUUACCCCUGGUUUCACAAACAAGGGUUUAGCCUGUAGUCCUAAACUAAGACACAUGUUUGGGCUGUCUCAAAUGAAAAUGGCUUAUUUUAAGAUCUGUCAGUGCAAGUUAGUGUCACCAAAUCAGUGGCGUAGCGUCUGGGCAUGCAGGGUAUGCACGUGCAAAUGGGCCCGGGCCAAUAGGGGCAGGGACGUGCACAGGGGGGUUGCUCAGGUUGCCCUGGCAACUGCCCAUAUGCCCUUCUCGACUCAAGUUGCCCUUCCGAGGUGGAAUUUUUUUUACUUUUACUUCGUUUACAUUGUGCAGCGUUCCUUCGUUACUGUAUUUUAAUUAAUUACGAAAUAUAUAUUUUAUUUUUAAAUUGCUGUCUCGUGUUUCUGAGGCAUUCGCGAAUUAAUGAGUCGUUUGAGUCGAUUCCUUACAAAGUGUUGCAAAUAAAUGAGUCUUUUGAAUCGAUUCUUUACAAAGCAAAUGGGCCAAACGUUUUGAAUUGGUUCGCGAAUCAGUUUGAAUAAAUUGUUCAGAUCGCUGCAAACACGGAAUCGUCUGAUGCUGUUUUACUCGUAGCCUAAGUAGAAACACGCAGAAUAUAAACAGUUUUGGGUGACGUGGAUAUGAAUUUACCAAUCUUUUAACUAAAAGCAAAACUUCACACAUGUACCCGCCAUUACAUACACGCAACCUGUUCGUCGUCAGACACAGUUAAACGCGUGCAACCUCCAGAAGCAUUGUAGCACAGACUGAAGAAAAUCCAUUGAUGAUUGACGUCUGAUUCGCUGUAUACUGUACUGAUGUAAGUGAUUCUCACAACACACACGUGACAUGACAACGUAAACAUGAGUUUUGUUUAAAAUCAUUUUUAUGUAAGUGGAAACUGUCAAUGUCCUCAGACCAUCUUAGGAGAUUUCUAACUUUAUACAUAUGCAAAACUGUUGUCAGUUUACUUGUCUGAUAUUUCAGCUAUAAGCUACAUCAACAUUGAGACUAGAGUUAAUUUGUAAUGCUUGUCUAUUCUGUGUUUGUAUUCUUUUUUCUGUACUGUUUGUGUAUGUUGCAGUUUUACACAUACUGUAUAAGUGCCCUUCAUCCUCUGUUUGCUGUGGAGUCAAGAAAUGUCUAAACAUUAAAAGAUGAACAAUAUACAAAAGUACAGAAUCUGUCACAUUUUUUUUUUUAAUGGGCACUGAGCUGUGUCCUGAUUGGUUACACAUGAAAAGCAUAAAAUGUGUAGGAUCAGUUUGAUUCACUUAUGUGCAUUUGUGUACAACACACAUAAGUCAGCAUUUAAUCCUGUUGUUCUUUGUUGUUAAAGCAUGUAUGUGUUGAAACAUAAACAAAGGUUAAUAAAAUGUGACAUUCUAAACUUCUGACAUACUGAUAUUUAUCUUACCAAUAUCUGGUCUCCACAGCAAAAAGAAAAAUCUUGUCUUUACAGUUCUGAUACUUAUGGAGGGCACUGUAUUGUGUGUGUGUGUGUGUGUGUGUGUGUGUGUGUGCGCAUGCAUGUAUGUAUACCUAGAUUUAUUUUUUCAUGAGUAACUAGUAACUCGCUACUUGAGUAUUAUUUUCAUUGCAUACUUUUUACUUCUACUUGAGUAAUUAUUUCUUUACUCACUUGUACUUUUACUUAAGUAAAGUUACUGACUACUCUUUCCACCUCUGUUAAAAUCUUCAUAAACCCAUGCUGAGUUUGCCAUGUUAGCCUAAAUAAUCAGACAGAUAGCAGCUAGCUAUCAUAGCUUGCAGACAAGCAGCCGAGGCUACUAUUUUUUUGGUAGGCAUUAGGCAAACAUGUUUGGUGAUUUUAAUAAAGACCCUGUUAUUCUCAGUACUUCAUAUAGGCCGUACGUUUUUUUUUCAGGGGGGUGCCCUUUUUUUUAGGACAGAGCAACUGCCCCAAAAAAUUCUUGUGCACGUCCCUGAAUAGGGGGCCCGGCCCUGGGCCCGCCCCAGCUUUUCAUUAAAUUUUUUUUCAAUUAAAUUUUUUUUGGCAGCAAUGAAUAUAUUUUUGUAUGCAUAUCAUGUGUAGUGAUUUCUUAUUUCUCCGUAAUGUCUAAUUUCUACGUCAUUUCUUGUUUGCGUUUAUUAUUAUUUUUGCACUCCGCGGCUGCCAUAGACUACUUCGCCAUAAUUUUUUUACAUGACACCGUGCCAAAAAAGACAAGAAAACACAGUGUGAGAGGUUACUACAGUAUAGCGGCUAUCUACAUGAACAUUAUACCCAGCAAGCAAUUUGGGCUAAAACCAGGCUAAAUUUGGGCUGUCAGUGAAAAUCUAAUAGACGUCUACCAUAGCCCAAGAGUAGACAAUAUGUAUAAGUUUAAAACAAAUGAAAGCAAACACCUUGAACACCUGUUGACUUUGCCUACAUGUUGGAAUAUCAUACAUCUUCAAGUUUUUUUGGCAAAAAUGGCAUGUAACCAAAUUCAAGGCUAUUUAGGGUAGAAGUGGGUUACUCAUAGCCGGUCUAUAUCGGGUCUAUAGUUAGCCGUCAUUUCAACGUCUUGGUUUUUGCUUGCUGGGUAAGGAUGGACAAAUAUAAACAUAAAAGUGGGGUCUCAAAUAGAAGGCGGAGAAGUUAGUCACGAGUCAAAAACUACCCAAAACAUUUAGUUUUUCUUUAUUUAAAUCUACCCUUUAAAGUAAAAAGUAAAGUAAAAAUAUUUGACUACCUUAUUAAAAGUAUAUGUUGUUAACAGACCUACGCGCCACAGUUAACAGUGCCAACAGGCAAGGUUGGGGGGGCUUUGGCUUAAGGGGGACCGUACAUUUUUUUUGCAUAUUGGCCUGGGACUCACUUGCUACGCCACUGCACCAAAUUGUCUGAAGAUACACACUAGCAACACACUUCUUUUUCUAAGGCAUGUUAAUAAAAGAUGCUUAAACAUCUUAAUUAAGUCCUAAUCCUGGCUGUAGCCAAGCCUUGUCUGUGAAACCAAGCCUUAGUUUUGUUUCUUGUUUGUUUGGUUUAUUUUUGUGUUUGUUUUUUUCU